This is a messenger RNA of Microthlaspi erraticum, 1995 nucleotides long. The record is from the annotation of a GenBank genome assembly. Lineage: Eukaryota; Viridiplantae; Streptophyta; Magnoliopsida; Brassicales; Brassicaceae.
AUGGCUUGUAUGAAGCUGGGAUCCAAAUCUGAUGCUUUCCAGAGACAAGGCCAGGCUUGGUUUUGCACAACUGGACUUCCAAGUGAUAUUAUCGUUGAGGUUGGAGAGAUGUCUUUCCAUCUCCACAAGUUUCCAUUGCUCUCAAGAAGUGGAGUCCUGGAAAGAAGAAUCGCAGAGGCGUCGAAAGAAGGGGAUGAUAAAUGUCUCAUCGAGAUAACUGAUCUUCCUGGCGGAGACAAAACGUUUGAACUAGUCGCCAAGUUCUGCUAUGGCGUGAAGCUCGAGCUCACUGCCUCUAACGUUGUAUAUCUCAGAUGUGCCGCUGAGCAUCUCGAAAUGACGGAAGAGUAUGGAGAAGGAAACCUUAUCUCUCUAACCGAAACCUUUUUCAAUCAAGUGGUGCUCAAAAGCUGGAAAGAUUCAGUGAAAGCGCUUCAAAGCUGCGAUGAGGUCCUCGCGUACGCUGAUCAGUUGAACAUUUCCAAGAAAUGCAUAGAGUCACUAGCCAUGAGAGCGUCCACAGACCCAAACUUGUUCGGAUGGCCAGUCGUGGAGCAUGGUGGGCCAAUGCAGAGUCCAGGUGGCAGCGUUUUAUGGAACGGGAUUAGCACCGGGGCUAGACCUAAACAUACUAGUUCGGACUGGUGGUAUGAGGAUGCGUCUAUGCUUAGCUUUCCUCUUUUCAAGAGACUCAUCACAACCAUGGAUGCAAGAGGCAUAAGAGAAGACAUCAUCGCCGGUUCUCUAACCUAUUACACGAGAAAAUACUUGCCUGGCUUGAAAAGGAGACGCGGUGGAGCUGAGACUAGCGGUCGUUUCAACACACCUUUGGGCUCCGGGAACGUUCUGUCUGAGGAAGAGCAGAAGAACCUGCUUGAAGAGAUCCAGGAGCUUCUCCGAAUGCAAAAAGGUUUAGUCCCGACUAAGUUCUUCGUGGACAUGCUUCGAAUCGCCAAGAUCUUGAAAGCUAGUCCGGCUUGCAUUGCGAACUUGGAGAAGAGGAUAGGGAUGCAGCUUGACCAGGCGGCGUUGGAAGAUCUUGUGAUGCCUAGCUUCUCACAUACUAUGGAGACUCUUUACGACGUUGACUCUGUGCAAAGGAUCUUGGACCAUUUUCUUGGGACGGAUCAGAUCAUGCCCGGUGGGGUCGGCUCUCCUUGUUCUUCAGUAGACGACGGGAACUUGAUCGGAUCUCCGCAGUCUAUAACACCGAUGACAGCUGUUGCGAAGCUGAUCGAUGGGUAUCUUGCUGAAGUUGCUCCUGAUGUCAACCUCAAGCUUCCAAAGUUCCAAGCUUUGGCUGCUUCUGUUCCUGAAUACGCCAGACUCUUAGAUGAUGGACUCUAUCGUGCAAUAGACAUUUAUCUUAAGCAUCAUCCUUGGUUAGCGGAAACGGAAAGAGAGAACCUUUGCAGGUUGUUAGAUUGCCAGAAGCUCUCUUUAGAAGCUUGCACACACGCGGCACAGAACGAGAGACUGCCGCUAAGAAUCAUCGUACAAGUCCUCUUCUUUGAGCAGCUUCAGCUCAGAACCUCUGUAGCUGGAUGCUUUCUUGUUUCAGACAACCUCGACGGCGGAUCAAGACAGUUAAGAAGCGGAGGAUUUGCAGGAGGAUCAACCGAAGGAGGAGGAGGAGGAGGAGGAGGAUGGGCAACAGCAGUAAGAGAGAACCAAGUCUUGAAAGUUGGAAUGGACAGUAUGAGAAUGCGGGUUUGUGAGUUGGAGAAGGAAUGUUCCAAUAUGAGACAAGAGAUUGAGAAACUCGGGAAGACAACGACGAAAGGAAGUGGUUUGGGAGGUGGUAGCAAGACGUGGGAUAACGUUUCUAAGAGACUAGGGUUUGGGUUUAAGCUGAAGUCACACCAAAUGUGCAGUGCUCAAGAAGGAUCAGUGUCAAAGUCAAACAGCGAGAAUGUGAAGAUAGAGAAGCUAAAAGAUGUCAAAGAACGUCGUGGGAAGCAUAAGAAAGCUUCGAGCAUUAGUUCUGAAAGGUGA